ACGAUCUCUUCGAAAAGUUCAAGCUCGAGCGCAAUCUUCGAAUCAUGGAAAAGUCCAGACUGGAAGCCAGAAUCGCCGCACUGGAAAGGGUAAGCACUUGUGAUUACUGAUUGCGUGUUCGACCUUGUUUAGUUGAUUAAACCGGAUAGAAAAAGACGAGGUUCUUGUUAGAAGUAAAUACAAGAGUGAUGAUAAUAUUUAGUGUUACCGACUUCCCUCCCAUGUCCAUGUGGUAGUUCCUACGUCGCUUUUAAUUGUACUUCUGAUCUGUUGCAGGAAAAAGCUGAGCAGACUUUCGUGGAGAAUUUGCGGAUCCUGGUUUCAGCGCCUACUGUGAGCGUGCAGUUCGGUGGGAAAUCGGCCGUGAAUGUCAGUUCGCAGUUUCCCAUCCACAAGGUGCAAGAGGCAGUGGAAGAAGAGGUGUUGCCGCACUACACGAAGCUCCUAGCAGUAACGACAGCUGAGAACGGUCAAAAAAUGGUAGGUGAUCAAAGUCUGGAUCAGCACGUGCAAAAAAUGUGUGGGCGUAUUGUACAGCACAUUACAGAAAAAGUGGAGAAGAUCGUUCCGGUUGCAAAGGUUACGACGUUGAAAAACAACGCAGACAAGACAAAUGUACCCCCUUAAUGGUUAUCCUUACAAUAAGAUAGCCAUGAUUCCCCAUGGAGACAUUUGUUUGCUGUAGGUUGAUGACAUGAUCAUUUCUCUUUUUCUAAUACUGCCACACCAGGUAGCUUUGUAUAAUCAUACUUUUGGCCCUUUGAUUUCUACGUACUAAAGAGUGGUUAGUACUUACUCAAGCAUAUUGCAUUAAUCAGUCUCAGUGUGCAUAGUAUGUACUGCUAGUACUAGCAGUAAGAAUUUUUUGCUCCAGGAGUUUUGCAUGUUGCAAGUUAACCAUUGAGGGCUACCUGUAUGUCAUAUUGAGAUAAACCGGUCUUUCAUAUGAUCAUGUGCUGGCAUUGAAAUUCAAAAAACAAUGGUAGGAAGUGUUCGUCUUGAUAGAAGAAGUCCUUCCCUUGAUAUAAAACUCAGGACAAGACUUUCUCGCAGUAUUCAAGUACGAAAUAGUAAGCGAGCAGUGCCAGAUGUGCCUGUUGAGCUAUCUUGACAUCAAGUAGUUAGUAGAGUAGAAUUCACCGACAUGACUAUUAUUUUUGUCGAAGAUGCAGC
This is a messenger RNA of Amoebophrya sp. A25, 1173 nucleotides long. Lineage: Eukaryota; Dinophyceae; Syndiniales; Amoebophryaceae. The record is from the annotation of a GenBank genome assembly.